This is a messenger RNA of Alnus glutinosa, 2096 nucleotides long. RefSeq names its product beta-amyrin 11-oxidase-like. The transcript has 10 exons. Gene Ontology annotation, biological process: brassinosteroid homeostasis; brassinosteroid biosynthetic process; multicellular organism development. Bases 395 to 1870 code for a protein of 491 amino acids. Lineage: Eukaryota; Viridiplantae; Streptophyta; Magnoliopsida; Fagales; Betulaceae. The record is from RefSeq and is a predicted model, not a curated record. Gene Ontology annotation, cellular component: endoplasmic reticulum. Gene Ontology annotation, molecular function: heme binding; ent-kaurenoic acid monooxygenase activity; iron ion binding.
CAAGAUGCCCUUGUCAGUCCUGCAAGCCAGCUUCAAGAACCCAUUUCAUUAUGAUAUGAACGUUUUAGAGAUAGUGAGCUACGGUAAGAUCGGGUCCGAGGAUUUUGUUGCAGGUGCUAUUUCUUUGGUUAGCAGAAUCCCAGUGAAGGUGAUUUGGAGGGAUAUACCCAGCUCCGGUGUAUAUACGCCGCCGAAUUGUAUGUUGGGGAGGAAGGUGGAUCCCUAGUUGACACCAAGAAAAACCGGGAUUGGCGUGGACCAAAUUCAGCAGUAAAAUAAGGACAUGCGUUGUUCUGCAACUGUGUGAAAUUUAUGCAAGGAAAAAUGCAACUGUUGUACUUGGCAGACACUUGUCAUUUUCGUUGUCUUCUGAGGAAAGAAAGAAGGUCCACAAAUGGGGUUGGAAUUCUUGUGGUUGAUUCUUGCAGUUGUGUUGGGUGGGUAUGUCUUUGUAUUAGGGUUUUUGAAGAGAUUCAACGAGUGGUAUUAUGUUGGGAGGCUGGGGAAAACGCAAUACCCUCUCCCGCCUGGUGAUAUGGGGUGGCCUUACCUUGGAUGUCUCCCAACCUUCCUCAAAGCUUUCAAAUCUAAUGACCCUGAUUCCUUCAUCUACAAUCUCGUUUCCAAAUAUGGAAGGACCGGAAUCUACAAGACCUACAUGUUUGGGUGCCCAAGUAUCAUUGUUUGUAUCCCAAAGACAUGCCGGAAAGUUUUGACAGACGAUGAACGAUUCAAACUUGGUUAUCCCAAAGCCACAACGAUCCUCACAGGUCGAAGAUCAUUCCAUGGCAUUUCAAAUGCUGAGCACAAGCGCCUGCGCAGACUAACCACGUCUCCGAUCAAUGGCCACGAGGCGCUAGCCGGGUAUAUUAACCUCAUCGAGGGCAUUGUGAUAAAUUCAUUAGAGAAAUGGGCUGGCACGAAGCGGCCAAUCGAGCUGUUGACAGAGUUGAGGAAGGUUGCCUUUAAGGUCAUUACAAACAUCUUCAUCAGCACCCACAGUGAAUCUGUUAUUUCGUCAGUGGAGAACUUGUAUUCUGAUCUAAACGCGGGAAUAAAGUCUCAGGCCAUCAAUCUCCCUGGAUUUGCAUUCCAUAGAGCACUCAAGGCACGAAAGAAGUUGGUGAAGGUCUUUCAAACUGUACUAGACAAAAAGAGGGCAAUUAUAAAAAAAAAUUCCGACCGGACGGACGUGAAAAAAGAUAUGAUGGAUUUGCUUUUGGGAGUCAAAGAUGAAGAUGGUAGGCAAUUGGAGGAUGAGGAUAUCAUAGAUCUUCUGAUUGUGUUCAUGUUAGCUGGUCAUGAAAGCUCUGCCCAUGGUGCAUUGUGGGCAGUCAUCUACCUAUCACAAAAUCCUGAGUUCUUCACAAAAGCCAAGGAAGAGCAACAGGAGAUCGUGAAGAGAAGACUACAUACACAGAAAGGACUGACUCUUACAGAGAUUAGACAAAUGGAAUAUCUUUAUAAGGUAAUUGAUGAGACGUUGCGCCGAACUAGUAUCUCAUUUUCAGUAUUUAGACAGGCGAAAGAGGAUGUUAACCUCAAUGGUUAUCUUAUUCCAAAAGGAUGGAAAGUUUUGGUCUGGAACAGAGCUGUUCAUAUGGAUCCUGAAAACUAUUCAAACCCAAAAGACUUUGAUCCUUCCAGAUGGGAUAAUUUUACACCGAAAGCUGGGACCUUCCUUCCUUUUGGAGCAGGAAGUAGGUUUUGCCCUGGAAGUGAUCUAGCCAAGCUUGAGAUCGCUAUUUUCCUUCAUCAUUAUCUCCUUAACUACAUUGUGGAGCGCCUGAAUCCAGAUUGCCCGGUGAAAUGGUUACCAAUAGCAAGGCCGGUAGACAUGUGCGUUGCAAGAAUCAUAAAAGUCACCUAAUCGAUCAUUUGCAGCAGCAAGAAAGUGCAUGCAUGCAUCCGUACCCUCUAACUCGAGUUGAAAAAAGAAACUCCAUAAAAGGAGAGUGGAACAAUAUAUUAUGUCUUCGUGCUGCCCAUUAAGCCUUUGUAGUACCCAUACGUACGUGUUCUUAUUAUUAAACAAUUGUAUUGCUUAAAUUUAAUUGAAUAAAAUACUAUAUGUGUAUUAAGCUAUUGUAAAUAAA